AUGACAGACCGACUGCCAGAAAGCAACACGAAGAGCAGCGACGACGCGAUUGAAACGCCUGACGACGACGGGCGGAAGGCGAUUCUUGGGUCGACUCAAGAAACGACUGAGAGCCCUGACGACGAGCGGAAAGCGAAGACCGGCAGAUCAAGUAGCAAGUCGAACCUGGUUGGGGGGUUGUUUGGCGUCUUUAGGAGGGAUUCAGGGACUAAGUCCCAGAAGGCCUCUGGUGACGGGAGGUUCUUCAAGAGCAAGAGCACGGGUGGGGCUCUUGGUGGGGGAACCAAGCGAGAGAAGGGAGAAAAGGGAGAUGAGGGAGACGAGGGGGUAAAGGGAGAGGAGGGACAGGAGGGAGAGAGGCGUGAGGAGGGAGAGGAGAAUGAGGAGGAGGAGGAAGAACUAGAAAAAGUGGCUCUUGCAGGGAGGAGGCGAAGCACAGAUGCCGAGCGAGGCAAGGGAGAGGCUUCUGGUGUGGUAGAGAGAGAAGAGAAGGGGACAGAGAGCGCUGGGAGCGCGUCAGGUUCGGAACUUGGCUCGGUUUCAGGCUCGGCGUCAGGUUCGGCGUCAGGUUCGGGGCUGGCUUCGGCGGAUGGAGCAGCACAUGGAAGGGAUGAUUCGGAGGGCGAGUCCCAACCUGCCCCGCGGAAGAGGGAGACCCUGUGGGGAUUCAUCAGAAGGACGUCCAGCACUGUAGCAGCGCCCAAGGCAGACGCGCACCAGCCAAUCAUCUCCUCCUCCAGUCCGCCUCACGAUCCCUCUGACACCCUUGACGCCUCUCAAACCCUCCCUUCCCGUUCCCCCCUGCAUUCCCGUUUCGCCCUCCAUCCUUUUUUGCCCAUCCAGCGCCCAAGGCAGAAGCGCACCAGCCAAUCAUCUCCUCCUCCAGUCCGCCCCAUGAUCCCCCCGACACCCUUGACACCGUCUCACCAUCCUUCCCUGGGAAAGAAGGCCGCACUGAGGAUUUUCCGGGCAGUUCUGGUGCUCGUGCUUAAGUUGGGAGCACAUGCAGGCCUAACACCCCUCAACACCGCUUCAACAUCAUCCACUGAUGACCCCACGCCCAUCGCCACGCCCAUUGCCACGCCCAUCGCCACACCCAUACCCACACCCUUACCCAAAACCUUACCCCCACGCAUCCCCACACCAAUCCGCACCACUGAAUCCGCUGCCACUGCUGCUGCCACUGCUGCUGCCGCCGCUGCAAGCACUGCAGACAGCAGUGCAGCAGGGCGAUUGAACCUUGACCUGCCCACCCCUCGCUUCCCCUUGUUCUCUCCUGCGGCUCUCCAGUCCCCUGCUGGUGACCUAGCCUCCUUUGCCCCCUUCCGCAGCACCACAGCCACCAGUGGUGGGGUUGCAGGUGGAGGGGAUUUCUUAGCUGUUAAGAAAAUCGCGCCACCAGUGCAGCAUUCGGCAGCACAUCGCGGCCCUCUCGCUCCUGCUGGCGACUUGGCCGCGUUUGCUGCCUUUGGGAACACUGCUUCCAAUCCUUCAACCCUAAACACUUCAACAAACCCUUUCUUAAGUGCUAUGGGAGACCCAGCAGCGGCAGGGGGGGAUGGAGGGCGAGGAGGAGGCGGUGGUGUGGAAUCCGGCGCAGCAAUAACAGCAGCUGGAGCGGCAGCAGCAGGAGCAGGAACAGCAGGAGCAGGAACAGAGGGCGAGGACUGGGAUGCCAUGUUGCUUGCUUCCUUUGGUCGCUGUCACACCAUCGACGGGUCAUUCAGAGAAGCCAUGCGCGCUGCUAAUGCGCAAGAGGAGACUGAGACAGCAUGGGACGACGAUCAGGCAGAGGAGGAGAAGCAGGCACAAGGCAGCCUAGCACAGGAUUUCCCAGCACAGAACUUGUUGGCAGAGAACAACAACCAGGGACAGGAUUAUCAGGCGCAGAACAAGCAGGUGCUUGGGGCGUUCAGGCAGUAUGAGUUGGUUCGGGAGUCAGGGAGGGUCGCAGGUGGCAGGGGCUCAGGUGCAGGUGGAACUUCAGGUUUGAAAGAACAGCCCGUGCCCCCAGCUAGUGGUAUGAGCCCCUUUGCACCUUCUGGAAAUUCCUUUCCUUUACAGCAGCAACAGUCACAAGCCCAGCAACAGACCAAUCCAUUCCUUUCUCCAGGCACAAGCAGCAUCGGCUCGGCUAAUAAAGUGGGAGAAUCUGAACCCCUGUUUGCCAGUACAGGGUCUGCUUAUAAAGAAUCGUCUGCCGAGGCGCACCAGGAGGGGCAAUGGCUGGGGAAGCAGGAGGGGCUGUGGCAGAGCAUGGAGCAAGGGGCUGGCUCCAAGGGGAAUGGGCAGAAACAAGGUGCUUCCUUGAUGACUCAGAAGCAAGCUGGUUCUAUGGCUCAGAAACAACCUGCUUCCAUGGCUCAGAAGAUUCUUGCCAGUAACCCAUUCCUUGUGAUUCCCGGCAUGAGCAGUAGUGGUAAUGGUGCUGGUUAUAACGAGGAUAGCAGGGGUUUGCUUGGUGGGGAGGAUACUCCCAAGGGACUGCAGGAACUGGACUGUCCGGGUAGCAUGCCUCUCAAGCACCGCAGUGGUAGCAUGUCCUUCAACAUCGAGCACUUCGCACUUCCUUUUGUGAUGUGUGCCUUCUCCUUUCAGGGAGUCCCCGGCUGCGCUUCUUAG
Closterium sp. NIES-65 is the source of this 2622-nucleotide messenger RNA. The record is from the annotation of a GenBank genome assembly. NCBI's taxonomy places the organism in Eukaryota, Viridiplantae, Streptophyta, Zygnematophyceae, Desmidiales, Closteriaceae.